Molecule: messenger RNA, 1081 nt
Organism: Anopheles coustani
Lineage: Eukaryota; Metazoa; Arthropoda; Insecta; Diptera; Culicidae
Exons: 2
Coding region: 145-822 (225 amino acids)
Source: RefSeq, a predicted model, not a curated record
UUUCAGUUUGUGGCAACAAAAUGUCACACAAGCGCGUUAGAACUAUUGGGUAGCAACGAGCAAGGUUGCCCAAAGUGAGAAGCAAGUUAUUUCUUACAACGCAGUAACCUGUGAAAGGUAGUGGAUUAGUUUUAUAGAAGAAAAAUGGAAUACGCAAGCUUCGUAAAUGAAUUGGCCACGGUGGGUCUCAAUUCUCCCCGGUGUCCUCCAGAAACUCCGUACACACGCCAGUUCGAACAGAGCAUGGAAGCGUUACUGGUAAAUUAUGAAUUAUCCGAUGAAGAUGCCUACGGCCAGCAACCAAACGCAAAUAGCACUCAACCAAGGAAAAAGGUAUUGCUGAAAACCAGCAGUUUUUACGAUGAUACAUCCGAUCGCUCCUGCUCGGAAAGUGACCAGGAACUGAAGCCAUCCGUGACGACAUACCAAAGAUCCGGUUCCAUGAUGGAUUGCCAAUACUCGUUCGACUCUGGCCAAGGGUUGUCGACGCGCUACGAUUCGUCCUGUUCCAGCCGAGAUGAUGGUACGGAAUCGAACAGUGAUUGGAAUGAUUUCGUUGAAGGCUUACGGCCAAAACAUGUUGGUCAGACAGACCAACCAGACGAUAUCGAUGUCCACGGAGAAUCUUUAACUCAAGGUAACUUGCUGCGAAAAGGGCACUUAACUGUGACUGAACAUUCUAUAAACAUGAGCUGGCAAAAUGAGAUGCAAGAAAUGGCCGAAGAGAUUUUCACAACUAAUCCACCACUGAAUUCGUCCAUUUUUACAUCUAAAUCAAGAUCAGGCGCCGUGAAGCGUACAUACGAUGAAGCGAAUAGCUAAAGGAAGCUGUUAGAUUAUAAUGCUUUUGAAAAUAACAUUAAAAAUACUCAAACCCUUGGCAGGACGAUGGUGUUGGAUUGUCGAUGUUCAAGCUGAGUAAAUUGUAUCAUUUUAGUGUGCUAUAUAAAUCAUCUCAAGACAAAGAGGUCCGCGGCAGUCUAGUCAAACUCAUGAAUUAUAUUGAAUAACUAGUGAUCAGCAUCAUUUCUGCCAUCUAAAUGCGCAAAUAUUCGCUUUAAAAUAAAAGAUAUUUAUUUUC